Messenger RNA from Oppiella nova, 1149 nucleotides. NCBI's taxonomy places the organism in Eukaryota, Metazoa, Arthropoda, Arachnida, Sarcoptiformes, Oppiidae. The record is from the annotation of a GenBank genome assembly.
AUGGGCUUAAGUGGAUCCGGAAAGACAACACUAUUAACUGUAUUGACGGGAAGAUAUCUGAAGGGAAUGGAUGUAAGGGGAGGUGUCUUUUUAAACGGCAAUCCUGCCGACGGUAAUACUAUAGUAAAUGAGUCGGGGUACGUACAACAAAACGAUUUGUUUGAGCCGGUGCUCACCGUUCGGGAACACCUCAUUUUUCAUUCACUAUUACGAAUGGAUCAGGGUUUGACAAAAGUUGAAAGGGAACGUCGGGUGGACAGUAUUAUCGAGAAAAUAAGGGCAUAUCUGGAGGUCAAGCCAAACGACUGUCUUUUGCAUCCGAACGAUGAGCCCACGUCUGGUUUGGACUCAUUUAUGGCCAAAGGUAUGAUCGAGAAGUUGAAGUCAAUGGCAUCGGAGGGACGGACUGUCAUCUGUACUAUACAUCAACCCUCGUCCCAAGUGUUUGCACUUUUUGAGCACUUAUUGCUUUUAGUUAAAGGAAGGGUUGCUUUUAUGGGAGAGACAGGGGAAAGAAUACGGGCCACUACAGGGCCGGGUCCCGAUACAAACGCUACAGCCUUCACGGCGAUCACGCCCUACCAACUAGAGAGGACAUUCUGUGGGGCGCGCCCACUAUUCCUGAGGGAACACCACAAUCGCAUGUAUAGAGUGGUCGUGUAUUUCAUAGCCCAGAACAUAGUAGAUUUGCCAAUAUAUUUACUGCAGACCAUACUAUUUGUGUUCAUUUACUACUUUAUGGUGGGUCUCAACGCCGACUUCACCCGUUUCUUGACUGCUAUGGCAAUCGUCAUACUCAUCAGCCAGUGUGCCAUAUCGUACAGUAUUACCACAUCAGCUUGGGUCAAGUACUUUUACAACCUGUCCUGGUUUUACUACGGCUUCGAGGCGUUAGUGAUUAACCAGUGGAAUGGUAUCAAGUUUGACGACUGUCCCAAUAAAUGCAAUUCGGCCUCUGAUUGCAUAUCGACCGGUCAGGAAGUUAUCGAGAAAGUUUUUGAUUUCCGCGAAGAUCAUCUGGGUCGCAACAUUCGGGUCUUGGCCACAUUCGUAAUUGGUUUCAGAUUGUUGGCAUUCUUAGUCUUGUAUUGCCGAUCACAACGACAACCAUUGCGAUGGUCCCCAGCGAGAUGCUGCUGUCGGCGAUAG